Molecule: messenger RNA, 546 nt
Organism: Colletotrichum navitas
Lineage: Eukaryota; Fungi; Ascomycota; Sordariomycetes; Glomerellales; Glomerellaceae
Exons: 3
Coding region: 1-546 (181 amino acids)
Source: RefSeq, a predicted model, not a curated record
AUGAACUUCAAGAAACAGGAGUGCUACGGCACCCUCGGAUGGCCCGUCGUCCCCAAACCUUUCCUCGGCGGCGACGAGUUCGAAGAAUCGUGCUUCGCCGCGGCCAGCGACCCCGCCGUCAUCAAUGCUUGCGGCAUCUCGCCAGGAGUCCGAAUCGGAGUAAGUCCCGGUGCACGGUGGGAUUUCAAUGACGAGCGCGGCGGCAUCUCGGUCAUCCCCAGCACAGUAGAGUCAUCAUGGCUGGCACGUCAGUCACCACGUCGCGCCGAGUGCCACUACGUCGGUGCUCAAGGCCUGCUCGCCAAACAGCCUGGAGACAUCUCGAGGUCGGUGCGAGCACGCGCACGAGGCAGUCUGUGCAAGUCCCCCUCCGUCGUUACGCCGAAGGUGGCCGUGUACAGUGCAUCCAUCUUAAGUCUUGACCCGUGUGGCGGAAGGGAAGCCAGCCGAUAUUCCGACCCCCCGGAUGCCGGUUUUUGCGCGACAAACGCAACUGAGCGCCGAGACCACGGCUCCUCCACCGGACGCGUCGUGAGCUCCAAGUAG